UGAGGACCCCAAAGUGUUCUUGGAUGUGGGUUAUAUCUAUUGAUACUAACUGUAAUAGAUAUUAAAACUGAGAAAUGUUUAAAAUUCAAGAACACAAAAUCACACAUCCCUCAGUAUCAGAAAGAUGGCAUCAUCACAUGCCAUAUAGCCUUUGGAAAAGCCCUCUGUACAUUUAUGAGAUAAAAAGAAUGAAAAAGGUAAAUAUCUUAGUGUCAUUAUAAAAAAUAUUAUUUAACCCACAGGCCCACUGAAAGGGGCUCAAGAAUCCCUCCAGGUGUUUUCAGACCACUCUUUAAGAACCAAUGGGCUGGAGGAUACCUUAAGACAGUCUUUUACAUAGACCCGUGGAUUAAAGAGUUUAGCUGAAACCAUAGAUUUAUAUCGACAGUGUCCUAAAACUACAGAUAUUGUAGAAAUUGCUUGAUAGCACAAGCUCAGUGAUAAGGUAGUAACUGAAUAUAAACAUUGUUUUAUCUUACAAGAAGGGUUAUCUCCAUCCAAGACAUCUCUUGAAGAAUUAAACUAGGAAGCCACAAUAGCUCCUGUGGAACAAAUCCAUCAGUUCAAUAAUUGUGUGAGGGAUAAUUGCAGAAAGUUUUUAGAGACUUCUGAGGUUCCAUAUGAUAAUUCAUAUAUAUACACAUACACCACAAGAGAGUACAGAGGGUUAGUCUGUAAGACUGUUCAGUGAACUCAUCAUGACAGAUGAUGUGGCUCCAAAGAACUGGAAAUUACUACCCAACCUUGCAUGUUUGCUUUUGAUGGAAUUUAGGAUGCAGUCUGUUUCCUCCAUUUCUGCUGAUCUUUUGUUUUUCUUUUCUUAAAAUAUUAUACAUGUUAAUUGCUAAGAUUUGCCUGGGUUAAGUAUAAUACCUUGUUUCUUUUAUUUUUUAGUGGCUCCCUUUAUAUAUGGAUGGAGAGACAGAGAGAUGGGUAUGAGGGUUAUUUUCCCCUAGCUUUCAUUGAAAGUGAAGCUGUACAAUAACUGCAUUGACCACUGUAGAAUGAUGAAAGAGAAUCCAGGCUAGGAUGUGCAGAAGAGGAAAAAAAAGGGAUCAUUAGUGGGGAUAGAAGUCAUAAAACAAACUCAAACACAAAACAAAGAGUCCCUAGUUCACGUUUAGUAGUUUAUGCAUUAUCUUAUUGACUCAUCCAGUGCUCUAAAAUAUGUUCUCAAAAUAUUUCUGCAUUUUAUUUGUACUAUUUAGGAAUCUUUAGGGGUCUUCAUGAAAUUUGUUGUCCUUGGGUCAAAGGAUUGAUAAUUAAGCCUAGGUCUUAAAGAACAUACCCAUUAGCAAUCAGAACAGAAGUAACAUUUUAACAUGCAAUCUAUUCUCCCUGUUGUUAGGUACUCCUAAAAUUGUCACCAUUAGUCUUCCUCAGGAUAUUUAUCCUUUUUGAAAUUUUGCUUAACUUAGCCUUGAAAAUUACAUUUUAACUGUGGUCAGCAUUGAUUUAUAAUAAGCAAUGGACAUAUUCAGGGUCCUGGAGAGAUAAGGAUACAGAUCAAUCUUCUCCCUCACUGAAGGACUUCCUUUACCUUCUGUUUCUCCUGGGACCUUGAUUCAUUAAUUAUUUCACCUUUGCUUUACUAAAUUUUCAAUCCAUACUUUUCUAUAAUGUACUCCCUUCAGAGGAAGAAAGAGGGAAGGGAAUUAUUUGAGUGCUGAUCAUGGUGCAUUGAAAACUUUCUUUGUAAAAUGUUUCUUUUUUUACAUCUCUUUCUGGUGUCCCUGAAUAUGUAAGCAUGGGUCUAUGUCUACCAAGCUCAGUGUUGUAGAGUUACUUUUACCUUUUGCUAAGGUGGGAUGGGAUCAGUAGGGUCAGGAGCACAACACCUAACAUAGUCUUUUCAUAAUACAAAUUUGUUGGAAUAAGAAUAAAAUAAUGAAUCCUUUUCAAACAAAUUUACCAGAUAUUACCAUGUUCUCUAUAAGAUGUCCUUUUGUGUUUGGCAGUUAACCAGCACUGAAUUUUGUCUACCUUCAUCUAGAGUGACAAACCAUUCAAGUGUGUUCAGGACUGAGGGGUUUCCUGGGCUGCAGAACUUAGUGUUAAAACUGGGGAAGUCCCACAUAAACCAGGACUAUUGGUCUCCCUACCUUCUUCCUGCUAGCAAUGUCUUUUUCUUUAGUGUUCAUCAGCAGUUCUCAUUUCUGUCCAAGUGCUUGUGAAUCACAACCUGUGUAGUCUGUGAUGAAAAGGAAAAAAGAUGUAUGAACUGUGGUGUGUUGUGCAGGUUCCCAAAGUAGACCGGCAGCCGCAGCAUCAUUUGAGCACUUGUUAGAAAUGAUAAUUCUCAGGCCCCACACCAGACCUACUAAAUCAGAAACUGUGGGGGUGGAAGCCAGAAGUUUGUGUUUUAGCAAGCCCUCCAGGGGAUUAUGGUGCCUGCCAAAGUUUGAGAACCACUGAAGGGAAGAGCCUUGUUGCUAAGCUCUAGGCCCUAUUUUGAGCUAGAGUUUCUUCUUCAUUUUAAAAUGGAGGCCUUGGACAGGGCAACAUCUAAAGGUUCUGUCACUCUGUAAUUUUGUUUGACCUCAUAGCUUAAGUUUUCUCAUAUGAGCAAAAUAAGGAAAAUACCUACCCCACAGGCUUUUCUAGCAAAUUUGUGAUUAUUAAAUAAGAUGUUUGCAGCACAUAAUGAUAACCAAUAACAAUAGCUAACUUUCAUGGCGCUUUCCAUGUGCCAGACACUGUUAUAACUGCUUUUAAUCCCCACAGCAACCCUACCCCUGUUUUAUAAAUGAAGAAAUAGAGGUAAUGAGAGAUUAAGUGGUUUAGCCAAGGUCACAUGGCUAAAUAAGUGUCAGAGUUUGGAUUAGAAUUUUGGAAAAUCUGGCCACAGAGACAGUGCUUUUAAUUAAUAUGCCAUAUUCCAAAAUAAAUGUCAAUGCCUUCCCCCUUGUCCUUAUUCCAACAAUAUUUACAGUCUAGCUGACCAUUCAUAGAUAGUAAUCAUCUGUACUCUUAAGUUCCUUCCAAUAAAAUCUUAAGAGAACCAUGAGAAUAUUUACAUGUUUUGCAGUUUAUAAAUAUCCACCAAACCCCCUACUUUUUUAAAAAACAAAGUGUUUUUCACAUUCUCUAAUUUUACUUGUUCCAAAGGUAGAAACUUGAUGAUAGAAAGAAAUCAAUCCAUUUAGCAUUUUUCCUUCUUUCCACACUCUUGCAAAAUAUGUCAGUUGUUAGGAUCAAAACCAUUUCAUAGGACAUAUUCAUAUCACUGCCCCAGGAAGCUCUUGGGCAUAUUGGAGAUCCACUCACACAGCCAUCUGGUGGCUUAGUUGUGAAAUCAGGCCAUGUCGGUGUCCUUGCCUCCUUAGGCCUACAACUCACCAGAGCCAAAGACCCUGGCAGAUAUGGUUGUAGUUCUUUUUUUGUUCUUUUCUGUUGUUGUCAGAUCUACAUUCAGGGGUUGGUAGGGUUUGUGGGUAGUUUAUCCUACUCCUUGGCUUUAAGCAGUGGGCCUGGCUUUUGUCCUCCAUCUUGCUAAGAGUACUUUUGGACCACUCAGAGUAUGAAGUCUUAGCUUGAUUAAUGGAAUCCAAGCUUCCUUUCUGGAAAAAAUAAUCAGGCAUCUUUUACAAUUGUGAAAAUCGUCUUAAACCAUGUUGGUGUGUAUCAUAUAGUUUCAUAGUGGUGUUCUAACCUACUUUUUAUGGGUAGAUAAAUAUGGUAAUUUAUCCUGUGCAUAAGUAAAGAUCACAGGGUCAGUGCUAUGUGAACCUAUGAAGUCAGUGAAGGUUUUUCUCUUCUAGCCCUACCUUUCUCUGUGGUCUAUCUUUUGUCCCAUUAAUGAUGGGCCACUCCCUCCAAUUCAGGUACUCAGUAUCCUCUUACCUUCUGCUUUCUAGAUCCCUCUCUGAUGCCUUGACUGAGUCAAUGUAGUGUUAUAGAAAGAGCAUGGACUUGGACCAAACUGGGCUUGAAUUCCAUCUUUGCCUCUGACUAGCCUGGUGAAUUUGGAGAAGUCACUUUUGUUCCUUGAGCCUCUGUUUCUUCAUCUGCAAAAUAAGGCUUAUAAAUGUCAUCUACCUGCUAAAGCUGUGAUGAAGAAUGAAAUGAGGUCUGGUGCAUAAAGUGUGUACCACAGUGAACAGCACACAAAAAUACUCAGUAGUGGUUUAUUUUUGUCAUCAAUGUUAUUUGAGCAAAUAAGAGGGAACAAGGCGAGUCUGUGUUUGAUAGAAAUCAGCAUUCUACUUAGAGGGAAGGAGAAAAGCAAUGAGAGUCAGACUUGGAAAAAUAUGUGGAAAUGCUAGGGGUAAGGGAGAGUAGACAGGUCAUGAAAUGUACACAUAUUGGCAGAGCAUUCAAGCACAACCUGAGGGUUUAUAGAUAGGAAGUUGGUUUGAGUAGGUGGUGCAGGAGCUGAAAGCUGAAAGGGCGAAUGGAUCAGAGAGAGAGGUCAGAGGAUGGAUCAGAGAGCUUGAUAAGACAAGGAGUCUGGAGUGUUUUAGGGAGAGUGGCUUGAUAACAAAGGUGAUAGGAUGAAUGAGCCAAGUAGGCAGAUACCUAUGCCUGCCAUGAUGUAUAGUUAAGGUAGAACACAUACUUACACAUGUUACUUCACCAUGUCCCAAAACCCCAGUGAAACUACUAUAAAAUGAUAUUUAAAAUGAUUGGAAGGGCAGGAAAGGAGACAACAACUAAAUUUUGAAUGCUGAAAAGCAGAUGGAUGAAUAGUAACUGACUUAGCAGACCCAGAAAGGUCACAAAGAAUCUUAAACCCUUAGUGGGAGAAGCCAAAAACCAACCUCAUUUAUUACCCCCUUUUCCACCCCACCCCACAAGAAUCUUCAAAGGCUGAAAUAUGUGACUCUGGAAGUGGAGGUGGGUAGUAGGCACCAAAAUAAUGAGGUUUGCUUAAAAAUUGUUUAAGAAUUUCCAAACCCCCUCCUGCAUUUGAUACCUGACUAAACUGAGGAUCUGGCCCUUCCUUGCCCUGACAGAAGUCUGGAGUGUUAGUCCCUGAAAUGCAGAGGACUCUGGACUGGGAGCCAAGGGCUGGAAUCUCAUCUUAAAAACAGAAGAGAUAAUUAGAGAUAUGCAUCCUGAAAGCCGUAAAUCCCCAUCCUUCUCCACCUCAGACUCAAAAAUUCUCGCAGCUGAAAGGUUCUUCUGUGAGCCAUUUGACCAACUCAGAAAAAUAUCUAAGGAUACUGACAAUAAAGGAUCUCCAAAAAGAACCCAGCUGAAAUACUCUAUGGUGAGGCUCAUUGUAUGCUAUUGUGAGGUAGACAGGAGGAGGAGGAGACCCAUCCAGCUGAGGAUAUUUAUUAUUAGAAAUGCAGGGGAGAGCUAAGAUGGCAGCAUAGCAAGAGGACCUUAGGCUUCUCUCAUCCCUCAAACACAACUAGAUAUCAAAUCAUUCUAAAUGCCCCAGAAAUUAACCUGAAGACUGAGAGAAUAAACUCCACAAUUAAAAGGAGAGAAGACACUACAUCAAAGAAAGAGAGUGUGGAGAUGUGAUUUGGAGGAGAAAUGGAUCACAGGAGCUGCAAAGGAAAGGGAGCUGUGGUUGUGGGGAAAGGCGAGAGAGAGGAGCACACAAGCAGAACACUUCCCCCAAAGCCAUUGGCUAGGAAAAGUAGAGGGGCUGAUUUUUGUGAGUUCUUCCAACCAGCAGGAUUUAAAGACUUGAGUUUUAAAGGUUGGUGGGCUUGGCUGGGAUAGAAGUUUGAGGGCACUACCCUACUCCUGGAGAGAAGGCAGGCAAACAACCCAGGGGCAGAUGGCAUUGAAAUAGCAAUCUGAGGAAUGCCUGGGGCACACGGUGGGGUGGGGGGAAUAUUUGCUCUUCUUGGAGAGUGUCCCUUGUCCCUGAGAGGUAGCAUUCAUUGAGACACAUUUCUGGGGACAAAGGAGCCAGCUGAUGCCAUUUCCCUCCCCCACCCCUCAGCAUAAACGCAGAGCCACCUGCAGAGGGCAGCUUGGCCCCAGCACUGGUUGCCUAGCCUGCUUGCUCCAGGUCCCACACUCCUACAUUCUGGCACAACUACCCUUCUCAGUCAAACCUGCUCAGUCCCAGCAUGGUGAGACCCUCCCCUAGAAGACCAGUGCAGGCCCCUGCCCACACCAUGUCCCCAAAGCCUGGAGAUUUAAGUCAGCAGGCUAGGCUGGGCUAGAGCCUAAAGGGCAAAGUGAUGUUUCUGGAGAAAAGGCAGGCAAACAACCCAGAGGCAGACAGUAUGGAAACAGCAAUCUGAAAAACACCUGGUUCACAUGGUGGGUGGUGGUGGGGAUUAUUCACUCUUCUUGGAGUGCAUCCCUGAGAGCAGUGGGUACAGAGACCCCUUUCUGGGGACAAAGCUGGCUGGUGCCAUUGCCUUCCCUCACCCCUCAGCAUAAGCACAGAACCACUUUUAGUAAACAGCACAGUGCCAACACUGGCUGCCUAACCUGCUUACACCAGGUCCCACUCCCCUGUGCUCUGCUGCUACUGCCCUUCUUGGUCAAGUUUGCCUUGAGACCCUCCCCUAGAAGACCUGUGGACUAAAUGCUACAAUCAAAAGACAUAGACUAAAUGCUUCAAUCAAAAGACAUAGGGUGUCAGAAUGGAUUAAAAAAAACAAGACCCAUCUAUAUGCUGCCAACAAGAGACUCAUUUUAGACUGAGAGACAUCUGCAGAUUGAAAGUGAGGGGGGUGGAGAAAUAUUUAUCAUGCAAAUGGAGGUCAAAAGAAAGCCAGAGUGGCAGUACUUAUAUCAGACAAACCGCACUUUAAACCAAAGACUAUAACAAGAGACAAAGAAGGGCACUACAUCAUAAUAAAGGGGACAAUCCAACAAGAAGAUCUAACAAUUGUAAAUAUUUAUACACCCAACUUGGAAGCACCCAAAUAUAUAAAACAAUAACAAACCUAAAGGAACACACUGAUAAUAAUACAACAAUAAUAGGGGGCUUUAACAUCCCACUUACAGCAAUGGACAGAUCAUCUAAGCAGAAAAUCAAUAAGGAAAAAAUAGCUUUGAAUGACACACUGGACCAGAUGAACUUAACAGAUAUAUUAGGAACAUUCCAUCCUAAAGCAGCAAAAUAUGUAUUCUUUUCAAGUGCACAUGGGACAUUCUUCAGAAUAGAUCACAUAUUCAUAAAGGCAUCAAUGAAUACAAAAAGACCUGAGAUCAUACCAAGCAUAUUUUCUGACCACAACACUAUGAAAUUUGAAGUCACCCACAAGAAAAAAUUUGGAUAAAACCACAAAUUCAUGCAGGUUAAACAAUAUGCUACUAAGAAAUGAAUAGGUCAGGGCGCCUGGGUGGCUCAGUUGGUUAGGCGACUGCCUUCGGCUCAGGUCAUGAUCCUGGAGUCCCGGGAUCGAGUCCCGCAUCGGGCUCCCUGCUCAGCGGGGAGUCUGCUUCUCCCUCUGACCCUCCCCCCUCUCAUACUCUCUAUCUCAUUCUCUCUCUCAAAUUAAUAAAUAAAAUCUUUAAAAAAAAAAAGAAAGAAAUGAAUAGGUCAACCAGAAAAUAAAAGAAGAAAUUUAAAAAUACAUGGAAAUAAAUGAUAAUGAAAACACAAUGGCCAAAAUCUUUGGGAUGCAGCAAAAGUGGUCCUUGGAGGGAAGUAUAUAGCAAUACAGGUCUACCUUAAGAAGCAAGAAAUUUUUGAGAUAAACAACCUAACCAUAUACCUAAAGGAGCUAGAAAAAGAACAACAAACCAAGCCUAAAGCCAGUAGAUGGGAAAUAAUAAAGAUUAGAGCAGAAAUAAAUGAUACAGAAACUAAAAAAGCAAUAGAAAAAAAUCAAUGAAGCCAGGAGCUGGCUCUUUGAAAAAAUUAAUGAAAUUGAUAAUCCCCUAGCCAGAAUUAUCAAAAAGAAAAGAGAAAGGACCCAAAUAAAUAAAAUCACAAAUGAGAGAUGAGAAAAAGUAACCCAAAACCACAAGAAUGCAAACAAUUAUGAGAGUAUUAUGAAAAAUUACAUGCCAACAAAUUGGACAAUUUGGAAGAAAUGGAUAAAUUCCUAGAAACAUAUUAACUAGCAAAACUGAAACAGGAAGAAAUAGAAAAACUUGAACAGACUCAUAACCACCAAAGAAAUUGAAUCAGUAAUAAGAAAUAUCCCAAAGAAAAGUCCAGGACCAGAUGGCUACACAGGGGAAUUCUACCAAAGAGGAGUUAAUACCUAUUCUUCUCCAACUAUUCCAAAAAAUAGAAAUGGAAGGGAAACUUCCAAAUUCAUUCUAUGAGGCCAGCAUUACCCUGACACCAAAACCAGAUAAGACUCUGCUAAAAAAGAGAACCAUCGAUCAAUAUCCCAGAUGAACAUGAUGCAAAAACUCUCAAUAAAAUACUAAAACAAUGGAGUGCAUUAAAUGCAUUAGAAGAAUCAUUCACCACGAUCAAGUGGCAUUUAUUCCUGGGCUACAAAAAUAGUUCAAUAUUCACCAAUCAAUGUGAUAUACCACAUGAAAAAAAGAAAGGAUAAGAACCAUAUGAUCCUUUCAAUAGAUGCAGAAAAAGCAUUUGACAACGUACAACAUCCGUUCAUGAUAAAAACCCUCAACUAAGUAGGUUUAAAAGGAACAUACCUCCUCAUAAUAGAGGCCAUAUAUGAAACAACCACAGCAAAUAUCAUCGUCAGUGGGAAAAACAGAGCUUUUCCUCUAUGGUCAGGAACAAGACAGGGAUGUCCACUCUCACCAUUGUUAUUUAACAUAGUACUGAAAGACUUAGCCACAGCAAUCAGACAACAAAAAGAAAUAAAAGGCAUCCAAAUUGGCAAGGAAUAAGUCAAACUUUCACUCUUUUCAGAGGACAUGAUACUCUAUAUAGACAACCUAAAAUACUCAACCCAAAAAUUGCUAGAACUGGUAUGCAAAUUCAGUAAAGUCACAAGAUACAAAAUCAACAUAAAUCUGUUGCAUUUCUAUACACCAAUAAUGAAGCAGCAGAAAGAGAAAUCAAGGAAUCAAUCCCAUUUAUAAUUGUGCCAAAAACCAUAAGAUGCCUAGGAAAAAACCUAACCAAAGAGGUAAGAGAUCUGUACUCUGAAAACUAUAAAACAUUAAAAAAUUGAAGAUGACACAAAGAAAUGGAAAAACAUUCCAUGCUCAUGGAUUGGAAGAACAGGUAUUGUUAAAAUAAAAAAUAUAUUACCCAAAGCAACCUACACAUUUAAUGCAAUCACUAUCAAAAUACCAACAGCAUUUUUCACAGAGCUAGAACAAACAAUACUAAAAUCUGUAUGGAACCACAAAAGAGCCUGAAUAGCCAAUUCAACCUUUUAAAAGAAAAGCUGGAGGCAUCACAAUUCCAGACUUCAAGUUAAAUUACAUAGCUGUGGGGGCGCCUGAGUGGCUCAGUCGUUGGGCAUAUGCCUUCAGCUCAGGUCUUGAUCCCAGGGUCCUGGGAUCGAGCCCCGCAUCGGGCUCCCUGCUCCGCAGGAAGCCUGCUUCCCCCUCUCCCUCUCCCCCUGCUUGUGUUCCCUCUCUCACUGUGUCUCUCUCUGUCAAAUAAAUAGAUAAAAUCUUAAAAAAAAAAUUACAUAGCUGUACUGCUGGCACAAAAAUAGACAAAUAGAUCAAUGGAACUGAAUAGAAAAGCCAGAAAUAAACCCACAACUAUAUGGUCAACUAAUCUUUGACAAAGCAGGAAAAAAUAUCCAAUGGGGAAAAGACAAUCUCUUCAACAAAUGGUGUUGGGAAAACUGGACAACAACAUGCAAAAGAAUGAAAUUGGACCACUUUCUUACACCAUACACAAAAAUAAAUUCAAAGUGGAUGAAAGACCUAAAUGUGAGACCUGAAACCAUAAAAAUCCUAGAAGAAAGCACAGGCAGUAAACUCUCUGACAUCAGCCAUAGCAACUUUUUCCCAGAUAUGUCUCCUGAGGCAAGGGAAAUAAAAGCAAAAAUAAAUUAUUGUGACUAAUCAAAAUAAAAAGCUUCUGCACAGUGAAGGAAACAAUUAACAAAACUAAGAGGCAACCUACAGAAUGGGAGAAGAGAUUUGCAAAAGAUAUAGCCUAUAAAGGGUUAAUAUCCCAAAUAUAUAAAGAUCUUAUAUAACUCAACACCCAAAAAACAAAUAAUCCAGUUAAGAAAUGGACAGAAGACAUGAAUAGACAUUUUUCCAAAGAAGACAUACAGAUGGCUAACAAACACAUGAAAAGAUGCUCAGCAUCACUCAUCAUAAGGGAAAUACAAAUCAAAACUAUAAUGAGAUAUCACUUCACACCUGUCAGAAUAGCUAAAAUUAACAACACAGGAAACAUCAGAUAUUGGUGAGGAUGUGGAGAAAGGAGAAACCUCUUGUCCUGUUGAUGGGAAUGCAAACUGGUGCAGCCACUCUGGAAAACAGUAUGGAGGUUCCUCAAAAAGUUAAAAAUAGAACUACCCUAUGAUCCAGCAAUUGCACUACUAGGUAUUUACCCAAAGAAUACAAAAAGACUAACUUGAAGGAAUAUAUGCACCCCAAUAUUUACAGCAACAUUAUUUACAAUAGCCAAAUUAUGGAAAGUGCCCAAAUGUCCAUGUAUUGAUGAAUGGAUUAAGGAGAUAUGGUGUAUAUAAAUACAAUGGAAUAUUACUAAGCCAUAAAAAAGAAUAAAAUCUUACCAUUUGCAAUGACACUGGAUGGAGCUAGAGAGUACUAUGCUAAGUGAAAUGAGUCAGUCAGAGAAAAAGAAAUACCAUAUGAUUUCACUCAUAUGUGGAAUUUAAGAUGCAAAACAAAUGAACAUAGAGUGGAAAAAAGAGAGAAAACCCAAGAAACAGACUCUUAACUAUAAAGAACAAACUGAUGGUUACCAGAGGGGAAAUGGGUGGAGGGAUGGGUUAAAUAGGUGAUGGGAAUUAAGGAGGGCACUUGUGAUGAGCACCAGCUGUUGUAUGUAGGUGUUGAAUCACUAAAUUCUAUACCUGAAACUAAUGUUACAUUGUAUGUUAACUAACUGGGAUUUAAAUAAAAAUUUACCCAAAAAAAGAAAAGAAUUUCUUUUACAGUAUCAUCAAAAAGAAUAAAACAAUGGCGCCUGGGUGGCUCAGUCAUUAAGCGUCUGCCUUCGGCUCAGGUCAUGAUCCCAGGGUCCUGGGAUCGAGCCCCGCAUCGGGCUCCCUGCUCCGCGGGAAGCCUGCUUCUCCCUCCCCCACUCCCCCUGCUUGUGUUCCCUCUCUCACUGUGUCUCUCUCUGUCAAAUAAAUAAAUAAAAUCUUUAAAAAAAAAAAAAAAGAAUAAAACAAUGAGGAAUAAAUUUAACAAAAGAUGUGCAAGAGUUGUAUUUGCUGAAAGGAGAACAUUGCUGAAAGAAAUUAAAGAGGACCUAAAUAAAUGGAAAGUCAUCCUGUUUCAGUAAAUUGAACAUUUAAUAUUGUUAAGAUGGCCAUAGUCCCCAAGGCAAUAUAGAGAUUCAAUACAACCCCCAUCAAAAUCUCAGUGACUUGUUUUGCAGAAAUGUUAAAGCCAAUCCUAAAUGCAUAUGGAACUGCAAGGGACACAGAGAGCCAAAACAAUCUGGAAAAAGAAGAACAAAGUUGGAGGACCCACACUUCCCAAUUUCCAAGCAAUCCCCAAAACGGCAUAAUGGUGGCAUAACGGUAGACAUGUAGGUCAAUGUUUUGGAAUUUAGAGUGAGAAAUAAAUUCACAGAUUUAUGAAUAGCUGAUACUGAACAAGGGUGGUCAGGCCAUUCAAUGUAGGAAUGAGCAAUCUCUUCAAGGAACGGAGCUGGGAAAACUGAGUAUCGACAGACAAAAGAAAGAAUGUGGAGUCCAGUCUGAAACCGUGUCUGAAAGUGAACUCCAAAACUGGAUCACAAACCUAAAUGUAAGCAAGGAAACCAUGAAACCCUUGGAAUAAACCAUAGAUGUAAAUCCUGGUGGAUUUGACUAUGCAGUGUUUCCUUAAAUAUGGCAGCAAAAGCACAGCUACAAGAAAGGGAGGAGGAGAAGAGGAAGGAGGAGGGAUGGAGGAGGAGGAGAAAAACAAAACCGCACCCCAUCCAAACCAAAAACAUUUGUGCAUCAAAGGACUCUCCCUAGAGACUCUGUUACGCAACAGUUCCUUACAUAUGGUAGCAAAAGCAUGGCCACAAAAGGAGGAGGACCUGUGUAGAAAGUGAAAGGCCAACCUCCCCGUCCCCAGGAUGGGAGAAGCAUUUGCAAAUCAUGUAGGUGAUAAGGGCGUAUUUUUCAGAAUGCAUCAAGAAUGCUUAGAACUCAACAACGAAGAGGUGAACAGCGCGGUUCAACAGUGGGCAAAGGACUUGAGCAGACAAGGCGAACAAGGCAGUUAAACAAGGGGCAAAGGACUCGAGCAGCCAUUCCUCCGAAGCGCAUGUACGAAUGGCCAAGAGGCACGUGAAAAGCUGCUCAACAUCGUUAUAGCCGUUAGGGACGUGCAGGUCAAAACCACCCGCAGGGGCGCCUGGGUGGCUCAGUCGGUUGAACGUUUGGACUCUGGACCUCGGCUCAGGUCAUGCAUGAUCUCAGGGUUGUGAGAUCCAGCCCCACGUCAGGCUCCACGGUGGGCUCUGCACCGGGCACGGAGCCUGCUUAAGAUUCUCCUCUCUCUCUCUCUCUCUCCCGCCUCCCUCUGCCCCUCCCCCCCCCCCGUCUCCCUCUCUAAGAAAAAGUCACCAUGAGAUAGCACCUCACACCCAGUAGGAUGGCUCUUCUAGGCACAAGAGAAACAAAGCAAGUGGGAAAUGACAAGUUUGGGCGAGGGUGUGGAAGAACUGGGACCCUCGCCCAGUGCUACUGGGAUUGGAAAGUGGCACAGCUGCCGUGGGAAUCCGUUGGGCAGCUCCUCAGUAAGGUACACAUAGAAUGACCAUAGGAAGGACCCCGCAAUCCCACUCCUGGAUCUAUACCCGAAGGCAUUGGGAACAGGCGCUCCGACAGAACCCUGUGUACGGGAACGUCCACCGCAGCGCUCUUCCUGCCCAUCCGCCCCAAGGUGGAAAGCACCGCAAGGCCCGUCCACUGACGGACGGGAUGCACGACGCGUGGUCUAUCCAUGGCCGGGGGAUAUUAUUCGGCCGUCGAAAGACACGAAGUGCUGAUUCAGGCUACCACGUGGAGGAGCCCUCAUGAAAACAUGGGUGCUGAGCGAAAGCAGCGCGACCCCCAAAGCCACCUAUUGGUCUUACGAUCCCAUCUCUAGUGAGCAUUCCCUCCAGGAGAGGUUGCAGGGGGGCAGGGCGAGCAGGCUCCUGCCGGCGCCGUUUCUUGGCAGGCCCAGGCUCCCAGCAGGGGCUGAUGGGAAAGCAGUGACCUCACCGGAUCUACGUGUCACGAAGUGUGUCCCCGGACCAAUGAAGGGGGUCGGUCCGUGGUCGCUAGGAGACGGCGGCUCAGGGGCCCAACGACCGGCUGGUUGGAGACGUUGGGCCCAGCUGGCGCACCGCACCGCACCGCACCGCACCGCAGAGCUAGACCCGUCGGAGAAAGCGCAGUCAAGGCCCAGCAUGCCGGGGAAAAGGAGCCGUCGAGGGUCGUCCAGGAGCCAGAGGCGGACCCGCUCCCGCACUGCCCGAGCCGAGCUGUCGUUCUCCGUGAGCCACAUGGAGCGCCUGCUGAGGGAGGGCCACUACGCGCGGCGCCUGGGCUCGUCCGCACCCGUCUUCCUAGCGGCCGUCAUCCAGUACCUGACGGCCACGGUCCUGGAGCUGGCAGGCAACGAGGCCCGGAACAGCGGCAGGAGGCGCAUCACCCCGGAGCUCGUGGACAUGGCCGUCCACAACAACGCGCUGCUCAGCGGCUUCUUCGGGGCUACGACCAUCUCCCAGGUGGCCCCGGCCUGGGAGUAGCUGCCCAACGUGAGCCGGGGUCUCGGGCCCCGGCCGGCCAGUCCGGCCUGCUCACCGCUGGGGCAGCCCCGGCCCGGCUGGUGCCUCGGGCAAAGUCCUUGACGGUCCAGAAAAGUGGGGCAAGGAACCCCUUUUGGUCCAAGCAAUAAAAGCGAGCGAAAG
This is a messenger RNA of Mirounga angustirostris (Northern elephant seal), 13921 nucleotides long. Its product is annotated as histone H2A-Bbd type 2/3-like. The record is from RefSeq and is a predicted model, not a curated record. Bases 13040 to 13759 code for a protein of 239 amino acids. NCBI's taxonomy places the organism in Eukaryota, Metazoa, Chordata, Mammalia, Carnivora, Phocidae. Gene Ontology annotation, biological process: heterochromatin formation. The transcript has 2 exons. Gene Ontology annotation, cellular component: nucleosome; chromatin. Gene Ontology annotation, molecular function: structural constituent of chromatin; DNA binding; protein heterodimerization activity.